AUUAUAGAUAAUAGCACGGCUAUAGAUAGUACUAUCUUUAAUCGUGGAUAAUAGGGAUACAGGAUAGACAUUUGACGGACUACAUGUGGGAUGUAAGCGCUUAUGUCUAGACGAGCGGUUCAAAGUGUUUACAAUAAGCAUAAUAUGCACUGAAUACUGACAUUAAAUAAGCGCCCAUGUCGAACGCACCCUAUAUUGUUCUGUCGUUCUGUGAUUUAAAUAUUUAAUAUAAUAUACCUUAAAAAGUUAAAACUACGAAUUUAACUAACCUAACCACUAUACCUUAAUUCGUGCUUAAAACAUUUUUUUACGAAAUAAUUAGUCCCGGUGUUAUUGUGUUAUUUAAUAGUUAUUACUUAUUACUUAUUAGUAAAUUUAAUUGUAAUUGAUUUGGACGAUUUGGACUAAUAAAUAAAUAAAAUCUAUAUUUCCAAUUUGCCAUUAGUUUUACACAGAACAGAAUAUAAUAUUUUUCAUAGUUUUCUACUUUUUUAGUUAUAUUGUAAAUAGGUUAUAAUAUAAACCUUUGUUUUCACAGUUUAGUACAAAUAAGAUAGUAUAUAAUUCGGACUGUCUGGUAAGUGGUAAUUAUUAAUUAAUACCUACUGCAGACCAUCAUAAUAUCAUAUUUUAGUCUAGUCUUCUGUCUUAGUCUGUGAGUCAAGGUGUAUUUAUUUAAAUCCACUUUGCUGUGAUUUAUACCAAUCAUCAGAAAUUCUGAAUAAUUUCAGUUUUACAAUGUUUUCUAAGUAUCUAUGACUGAAGAUCUACAAGAUAAUCAUGAAUAAACAUAAUUUUGAUAACGAGCAAUUAGAAAUAAUAUCAUUAUCUAAUUAUUGCCGUAGGUAAAGUAGAUUAAUAUUUGACAAAAGAAUUUUCAACACUUGUGUACAUUUAGGUGAUACAUUGAUCAAUUGUGAUUAUGGAUGAUGUAAAUUAUUUGGGUAAAGAAUUUGACAACUAUUAUGGUGUUGUUUUUACAAACAACAAUGAAGACAAAAUAAAUAGCUCAUAUCAUUUAUUAAAUACAGAGAAGCAACAUGUAAAUGUAUGCCAAGUGUUUUUAAGAAAAGUGUUUUCAUUAUUGAUACUUCAAUUGUUUGCAUUCAACUUUAUGGGAUUUUUUUGUUUGUUUACACCAAAAAUACGUUUUUUUAUUUAUAACUUUGAAUAUAUGUUGUCAAUUACAUUAAUAUUAAAUGUGGUUGUACUUAUUUUUUUACACAUGAAACGCAAGCAUUAUCCUGCUAACCUUAUAAUUUUAAUAGUUUUUACUGUUAUAGAAGCUUGUACUGUAGGAAUUGUAGUCACAUCAUUUGAUUUAUUUAUACUGCUACAAACAUUAUUACUCACCUUAGUUUCAAUGAUAGCAACAACAUUAUAUUUGAGUAAAACAAAGAGAGUGGGUUUAUCAUUGACUGAAUAUUGCCCUCUGCUGAUUUUAACUAUAUUUUCGUCUGGUGUAUUAGUACAAAUCAUACUGGGCAGUACUACAUAUGAACUUGUAUUCUCGAGUAUUAGUUCAUUAUUAUUUUCAAUGUUCCUUGUACAUGAUGCUCAGAAAUUGAUGUGGAAAUUACAUCCUGAAGAUUAUGUUUACGGUACCAUCAGUAUAUAUUUUGAUAUAAUCAAUUUAAUUCCUUAUGUACUUCAUAAAGUUUACAGCUUUAGGGUAUAAAAUAUAAUUUGAAAAUCAAAAGACGUUUAAGUUAUAUACAUUUUUGUAUUGUUAUAUAAUUAUCUUUAACAAAAUAAUACAUAUUUUUUGGUUUAUAAUGCAAA
Messenger RNA from Acyrthosiphon pisum (pea aphid), 1782 nucleotides. RefSeq names its product Fas apoptotic inhibitory molecule 2-like. The record is from RefSeq and is a predicted model, not a curated record. Lineage: Eukaryota; Metazoa; Arthropoda; Insecta; Hemiptera; Aphididae. The transcript is spliced from 9 exons. Gene Ontology annotation, cellular component: membrane. Bases 923 to 1678 code for a protein of 251 amino acids.